AUGAAUGACCCCAGCGGGACUCGAACCCGCGACCGCUGGCACAGCAGUAGCCCUACACUACAAUCUGAGCCAAACAUGUCGUCGAAGUCGAGUAGUAAGAUUAACUAUCUAGAAAUAAUAGGUCUGUAUCGAAUUCCAGGUAUUCCAAUGUCGGAAAAAUUUAGCUUCUGUCUUAACACGCUGCUUUCCGAUGUUGCUGCAAAGCAAUCAUCAUUGCGGGAGGAGAUCGUAACAGCACAAAUAGAACUUAUGUCUAAUCUCACAAAGGUUAUUAUAAAUUGCCAUGAAAACAGAGAUUACAACAGUCUAUCUAAGGUCCAGUUAUGCAAAAGUACGGUGCCAAUUCUCAUCGGACUGGCCAGAUCUAUGGGUCGAUAUGUAACCGUCGAGCCACCUCUGCUAUGCCGUCUCUUUCCACAGCCCAGCAGUCCUGUGAAAACGAAGGAACCAGAGCCUAAUUUUGAAUAUUCAACUUUGGAUAAGAAGAGAAAGUUUAACCAGUUCCGGCCGAUAAUACCAAGCUCCGUCCCAUACGAUCCGACGACUUACUUCUUCCACAAGUUUGGCUCGAGUUACAACCAGUUUCCAUAUAUGAGAUUUUCGGAGUCACCGGAAAAAAGGAUAAAUGUGCAGUUUUAUGUGACAUACCUACAGUCAAUAUUGUCGUUGGCGAAGAAGCUGUUGACCAAAGAGUUGUUAGCGUUUUUAGAUGAGGAGGCUGAAGACAUUUUUGCAUCUGGACAAAUACAGGUGUUCCCAUAUAAAUCUUUCUCGGAGACUCUGAAUUUAGUAAUGGUAACACUCUUACGAGAUAUUUUACAGCAUCAAAAAGAUUUGCCAGGACCAUUCACUAAAGAUGUGCAAGAAUUUGUAAAAUGUCUGUUUUUGAGCGGUCAAACAGAACUGCAGAGUCGACAUCACGACGCCUCAGAAAAGGAGGAUAGAGAAAGUAAUUUUGCUACUGUGAAUAAGUUCAAAGUGAACGUUAUGGCCAAUUCUGCAUGCGUCGAUUUACUAGUAUGGGCUAUUGGAGAUGAGACAGUGGACGAAGAUUAUGACGUGCCAGCUCUUAUAAACGCUCUAACAAUAUUAAUAGGAGCUGACUCUCUUUGCGGGAGGUUGACGGAGAAAAUUAAUUCGAAUCACAAUCAUAAGUUGAUAUUGGCACAUAUGCCUUUACUUAUGGUUUGUCUAGAAGGUCUAGGAAAAUUAGCAACGAAAUUCCCAACGAUAGCGAACACAUCGAUAUAUUGUCUGCGAGACUUUCUCGUGACGCCAUCGCCCAUACUGUUCAAGUUGCACAAACUAGAGCUGGAAAAAAGCGGGAAAGAUCACAUAAAAGGCAAUGUACAAGGAAAAGAACACCAGAACCUAACAGAAACAGGUGCGCCAAUAAAAUCUACGCCCUUCGAGAAGCUUCGAGACGCAGCCAUAGAGAAUCUAUGCGUGGCGUUAGAGGCCGCGCUGACGGUUGACCCGUUCUGUGUGCCCGCGCUAGUUGGAUCCGUUAGCAAUAGACUCUUUACUGCUGAGACUAGUGAUAGCGAAUCUUCAUUAAUAAGUACGAACAUAGUGAUCAUGUUGGGGCACGUUGCAGUCGCUCUGAAGGACAUGCCAAAAACUACGGAUACCAUACUUCAGUUUUUCCAACAACGACUAUGCCGGGCGCCGUCCUCGCUCGACACGCUGAUAGUGGACCAGCUGGGCUGCAUGGCGCUGGCCAGCCCCGAGGGCCCCGCGCACGACGAGAUCAUGCGCAUGUUCACCGUCAUCACGGUUGAGGCGGCCAGCGCCGCCUACCAGCAUACUGAUGAUAGGAAGCAGUAUCGGCACGUGUCGGGCGCGGUGCUGAACGCGCUCGCGAACAUAGCGGCGAACGUGCGCGGCACGCCGGCGCGCCACGAGUUGCUCACGCGCCUGCUGGAGCUGUUCGUACAGCUGGGGCUGGGCGGCGAGCGCGCCACCGACCGCUCGCCCGCGCCCGUGCUCAAGGCGUCCGGCAGCGCGGGCAACCUGGGCGUGCUCAUACCGGUUAUUGCGGUAUUAGUCAAAAGGUUACCUCCAAUAAAAAACCCAAAACCUAGACUCCACAAGCUUUUCAAGGACUUUUGGUUAUACUGCGUUGUGAUGGGUUUCACAGCGGCUGAAUCAGCCAUGCGAAAGCGAUUAUGGCCGCAGGAAUGGUAUGGGGGGGUCAAAGAAAUAGCGGUGAAAUCGCCAUAUCUGGUGUCUCAGACGUCUUUACGUUCUGAAAUGAGAGAGUAUCACUACACGUCCGCUGUAAGGAACGAUUCGGUCUCCAUAAAUGAGUUGCAGGAGCUAAAGACUCAAAUUUUGAAUCUUUUGGACCACCAGCCAGAUGUCACUGUUAUUGUGAAUAAGUUAACUUUCGCACCCUGUAUGUACUUGUUAAGUGUUUAUUGGCUGGAGACGUUAAGAGUAUGUAAUUCACCAGAACCAAGUUUGCAGCCAAUAAUAGAAUAUCUAAGCGACACAGCGUUGCAAAAAGAUAAGAGUGGUAUGUGGCAAUGUGUUUCCAGCGUUGGAGACAAAGUGUUCCAAAAGUUUCUAGAUGUAAUGUCGGAGAAAACCAAAGAUGAAUCCCGUGAAAGGGAACUAGAAGGGCAUGCACAGUUCCUACUGGUCAAUUUCAAUCACAUACACAAACAAAUCAGAAGAGUUGCCGACAAAUGGCUCGCUAGCCUCGUUGAUAGAUUCCCUCAUUUACUGUGGAAUUGUCGAGUACUUUGGUCCAUGUUAGACAUUCUCCAAGUGCUCAGCUUUAGUUUGGAAUUAGAUGCAAAUCAAGAGACCCCGCUACUAAAAGUGCCCGGCACUGAUUUCACUUUGCAACUCCAAGAUACUUUGGAAGGACGAGAGGGAAUAGUCAAAGAUUUUGCAGAUCGGUGCCACGGUAUAGUUCAAGAAGCCAUGAAAUGGGCGCCGCAGUCGACGCGCUCACAUUUACAGGAAUAUCUCAAUCAGGUCCCUAACUCAACGCUGUGGCAUCACUGCGGGCUGGCGCUGGCGACGGGCGCGCUGAUGGGCGCCGCCGGCCUCAACCGCUGGUCGGCGCCGCUGCCGCGCUCCGCCCUGGACAAGCGCCCGCCCUGCGUCACGCAGGACUCCGCCGCCCUGCUCGCGGUCGUCUCGCAGCGGAGCCGCUAUGCGGGAGAGGUGGCGGGCGCGGUGCACGCGGAGGGCGGCGGCGAGGCGGCGGUGUGGCGCGUGGGCGCGCGCCUGCACGCGGCGCUGCGCGACGCCUGCGCCGGCGGCAGCGAGACCGCGCACCGCGCCGCGCUGUGGCGCUGCGCCGCGCUGCUCGUGCACGCGCGCGGCGCCGCCAUGUCGCCCACGGCGCGCGCCCUGCUGCAUAGCAUCGCAUGGUCCCAAGUGGAUAUAUUCACUGAGGACGCGGUGACGUCAGCAGUGGAGUGCUGGCAAUGGCUGAACACGUCCAGACCGGACCUGGAGCUGCGGCUGCUGCAGGAGAUAUUCGCGGCCUGGCAGUGCACUGUGGACAGGCGGAUGGGUCUGUUCGCGAAACAACCCGAGGAGAUCAGCCCUUUAGCUGCUUAUGAAGGUGCUAAAUUAGAGCCUCGUCCACCGUUCGUGGCUCCUCAUGCGGUAUGGGUUCGGUACUUCUGUGAGAUUGCCGAGACGGCCAAAUAUAAUAGCCUAGAAAAAGUAGAAAUGUUGGCUUGUUUGCUUCAUAGAUCUUUACCAAUAACUGUAGGUGACGUUCGCGAUCAUAUAAAUAGACAUGUAGAAGCGGCUGGGGUUCGAUUUAAAUUACUCUCCUGCGGUCUUUCUCUCCUACAAGGCGAUAUUCUCCCUCGCUCUCUAGCUCGGAACAUCCUCAGAGAACGCGUGUACAGUGUGUGCUUAGAUUACUUCUGUAGAGGUUUACAAUGUCCGACUAAAACCUCUGGGGCUUUGAGGGAGGAUAUUAUAUCAUUGAUAAAGUUCUGGCAGCUCAUGCACUCGGAUAAGAAGUAUUUGAAGUGUAGUGAUAUUGGUGUUGACUGCGAUGUAAUGGGCCCGAGUAGUUCGCAAAGCAUCUACACGUCGAACUCGCCCACAGACAACCGCUCGUCCGUCAACAGCAGCGACAUCGGUAGCAGACAGACCACUGGAUGGAUUAACACUGUACCAAUGUCAACCACCACGCUCAGUAGCGGCGCGGGCAGCGUGGCGGGCAAGCGCUCCAACCGCAGCGUUAAACCGCCCGCCAAGUCCUUGGACCCCUUCGUCAAGGACUAUGUCAGGAAGAGGAACCUCAUAUUGGAGUUGAUGGCGGUGGAGAUAGAGUUCCUGGUGACGUGGCACAACCCGCACGCGCGGCCCGAGCAGGCGGUGCCGGGCGAGGACAACAUCGCCACGUGGCGCUCCAAGCCCAACACCGACCGCACCUGGCGCGACUACGCCAAGCUCGCCUGGGACAUCAGCCCCACCCUGGCCGUCUUCCUGCCCGAGAGGCUGAAGAACGAAGGCAUAAUAGCAGAGAUCAAGCGUAAAGUACAACUACACCCGACCGACGUGUGCCACGUGCCGCAAGCACUCAAAUAUCUGGUUACUACCGAGACACUAUUGAACGAUGCUCAUGAGCUCGUGCAUAUGGUGACGUGGGCCCGAGUGACCCCAGUGGAGGCGCUCUCGUACUUCAGCCGGCAGUACCCGCCGCAUCCGCUGUCCGCGCAGGCCGCCGUCACCGCGCUCACCUCCUACCCCUCCUCCGCCGUGCUCACCUACAUACCGCAGCUGGUGCAGGCGCUGCGGCAUGACACGAUGGGAUACGUAGCAGAAUUGAUCAAGUCGCUAGCAAAGAAAUCACAAGUAGUGGCGCAUCAGCUCAUAUGGAACAUGCACACCAAUAUGUAUACGGAUGAAGAGAUGCACAAUAAAGACACGGCAUUGUACGAUAUAUUGGAAAAUCUGACAAAGUGCAUCGUGGAUACACUAUCGGGGCCAGCGAAGGCGUUCUAUGAAAGAGAGUUUGAUUUCUUCGGCCAAAUAACGAACAUUAGUGGUAUUAUACGACCGUAUCCUAAAGGAGCUGAAAGGAAACGCGCUUGUCUAGAAGCACUUAAAAAUAUUAAGGUGCAACCCGGAUGUUAUUUGCCAUCAAAUCCAGAUUCAAUGGUUAUUGACAUUGACUACAAGAGUGGCACGCCCAUGCAGAGUGCAGCGAAGGCGCCAUAUUUAGCGCGUUUCAGGGUGAGGAAGUACGGCAUCUCGGAGAUGGAGGCGGUCGCGAUGGCCAUCGCCUCCGGGGAGGAGUUACCUACUGAGGAAGGCAAAGACCGGUACACGUCGAUAGCGGCGGAGACGUGGCAGGCGGCCAUCUUCAAGGUGGGCGAUGACGUGCGCCAGGACAUGCUCGCGUUGCAGGUCAUAUCCCUGUUCAAGAACAUUUUUCAGCAGGUCGGCCUCGACCUCUACCUGUUCCCUUACAAAGUUGUCGCCACUGCACCUGGGUGUGGUGUAAUAGAGUGCGUGCCUAACGCCAAGUCCAGGGACCAGCUGGGCAGACAGACCGACAUCGGCAUGUACGAGUACUUCAUUAAGAAAUAUGGAGACGAAACAACAAGAGAAUUCCAGGCUGCGCGAAGAUGUUUUGUGAUGUCAAUGGCGGCUUACAGCGUCAUUGGUUUCUUACUUCAAAUCAAGGAUCGGCACAAUGGCAAUAUUAUGUUAGAUACAGAUGGACAUAUCAUUCAUAUAGAUUUCGGUUUUAUGUUUGAAUCAUCACCCGGCGGUAACCUGGGCUUCGAGCCUGAUAUAAAGUUGACAGACGAGAUGGUGAUGGUGAUGGGCGGCAAGAUGGAGGCGCCGCCCUUCCGGUGGUUCUGCGAGCUCUGUGUACAGGCCUUCUUGGCUGUCAGGCCCUAUCAAGAAGCUAUAAUAUCAAUGGUGUCCCUAAUGUUAGACACUGGUCUCCCAUGCUUCCGUGGUCAGACCAUCCGUCAACUGCGCUCACGCUUUGCUCCCAAUUCCACUGAGAAGGAAGCAGCCGCCUAUAUGCUAUCUGUAAUACGAAACAGCUUCCUCAACUUCAGGACCAGGACCUAUGAUAUGAUACAGUAUUAUCAGAACCAGAUACCGUAU
This is a messenger RNA of Brenthis ino (lesser marbled fritillary), 6108 nucleotides long. The record is from the annotation of a GenBank genome assembly. Lineage: Eukaryota; Metazoa; Arthropoda; Insecta; Lepidoptera; Nymphalidae.